This is a messenger RNA of Falco peregrinus (peregrine falcon), 2152 nucleotides long. It is a transcript of the gene GTF2H3, whose product is annotated as general transcription factor IIH subunit 3. NCBI's taxonomy places the organism in Eukaryota, Metazoa, Chordata, Aves, Falconiformes, Falconidae. Bases 51 to 980 code for a protein of 309 amino acids. The record is from RefSeq and is a predicted model, not a curated record. Gene Ontology annotation, cellular component: transcription factor TFIIH core complex; transcription factor TFIIH holo complex. The transcript has 13 exons. Gene Ontology annotation, biological process: regulation of DNA-templated transcription; nucleotide-excision repair.
GUGACGUCAUCUCCGGGCGCCGGGAGCAGCUGGGCCCGACGGCCGGCGGGAUGAGCGCGGAGGACGAGCUGAGCCUGCUGGUCAUCGUCAUUGACACCAACCCCCUCUGGUGGGGACAGAAGGCGCUGGGAGAAGCCGAGCAGUUCACCCUAUCGAAAUGCAUCGAUGCAGUGAUGGUACUGGGAAAUUCACACUUAUUUAUGAAUCGCACCAACAGGCUUGCUGUAAUAGCAAGUCACACACAAGAAAGCCGUUUCUUGUACCCUGGGAAGCGCUGGGCUUGUUCAGAUGUCUUUGGAGAUGGUGGUAGUGCCAUGGAAUCGAAUUGCUCUGGCAGCAAGGAUGGAAAAUAUGAAUUGUUAACAGCAAUAAAUGAUGCAAUUGCAGAAGAGAUUAAAGACCUCAUGACAAAAACUGACAACAUGAGGGGCCAGCAGACAGAAACUCUGUUAGCAGGUUCACUUGCUAAAGCACUUUGUUAUAUCAACAAGAUGAACAAAGAGGUAAAAGCCAAUCAAGAAAUGAAAUCAAGGAUUUUGGUUAUAAAAGCAGCAGAAGACAGUGCGUUGCAGUAUAUGAAUUUCAUGAAUGUGAUCUUUGCAGCGCAGAAACAGAGUAUUUUGAUUGAUGCCUGUGUUUUGGACUCUGAUUCAGGUCUUCUACAACAGGCUUGUGACAUUACGGGUGGCAUAUAUUUGAAAGUGCCCCACAUGCCGUCUCUUCUGCAGUAUUUGUUGUGGGUAUUCCUCCCUGAUCAAGAGCAAAGAUCACAGCUUGUCCUUCCACCUCCUGUUCAUGUGGACUAUAGAGCUGCUUGCUUCUGUCAUCGAAAUCUCAUUGAAAUUGGUUACGUGUGUUCUGUGUGCUUGUCAAUAUUCUGCAACUUCAGUCCUAUUUGUAGCACAUGCGAAACUGCUUUCAAAAUAUCAUUGCCACCUGUCAUGAAAGCUAAGAAGAAGAAAUUAAAGUUAGCUGUGUAACAACUUGAUAUAAAUACAGCAUUACCUCCUCCAGUAAUUCCAUGAAAUGGAACCUACUUGAGAAAUUGAUGGCAUUUUUUAUUGGAUGAAAGAGAAUUGUAUGCAGUGUUAUUACUUGUUUCUUAAGGGAUAAAUAUUUGGGUCCUAUGUCUUUUACACAGCCCUUUAAGUAACAAGUCACUGUGUUACCAUGUAACCUGCGCUGGUUUUAAUACUAAUUGGUAAUUGUGAGAGCAACCAGAAGUUACAGCCUGUUGAGACUCUCGCUGUGAAGUAGGAGGUAUUCUGGCCACUGCAAAGUUUCAGGCUGUGAAGUUAUUUUCAAAGACAAGAAAGCUCUGAUUCUUUUUGUAUGUUGCUGUAAAGGUAAGAAUGACCAUUUCUAGUGUGUAGGAUCUGAACCUUAGCACUAUGUUAUUCAGGGACUUCAACUUCUUUCUAGCUUUUGCUAGCAAGUUUUGGACUGAAACACCAUCUGUUUCAAAAUAAAUGAGCCAACAUAGCUUAGAACCCACCUUUUUUAUUUUAAAAAAGAUGCUAAUUGGCCUGUGUGUGUACUCACAUGUAUUCGUAUUCCUUUGACUGUCUUUGUGGUAUUUCUUUCUCAAUUGGAUAUCUCUUCAUUCACAAAUAAAAAGCCCCCUGUGUGUUUAAAAUAACUUCAGUAAGUGGAGACUAGCUCGUUAGUCUUUUAAGGUUAUAUUUUGAAACUGGAAAACAAAAAAAUGUAAUUAUGUGUAAUAUGACAGCAGGCACGGGGGUUUUUUAGAAUGUAUUUUUAUGCCUGGCAUUUGAGGAGUAAAACUGAAGGCUUUCAGAUUGGUGUUUUUUAUGGCAGAACAAGCAGUGUGCUUCUCCACAUGCCUUUUGUCUAAACAAACAUCUUCCCCUUGUAAGAAGUACCUGUAUAGUUUGGUGUUUUAACCCGUUGUUAAUAACUGAUGUUCUCCUGAAAGGAGCAAAGAGCUUAGUUGUUUCCUACAUAGCAAAAGAUUUAAUUUUUCCCUUCAAGAUGUGCGUACAUCAGUUUGUCAGGCCUUGGCCCUUGUGCUGGGGCUUGGUGUGGUACCAGCCGCAGGGCCUGUCCCAUGGCCCGGAGCCGCUCUGGUGGAAAGCUGUAUUUGUAAUUUACUUUGUAUAAAACAUUUGUAAUAAAACCUGCGCUUUUUCAA